Molecule: messenger RNA, 2197 nt
Organism: Archocentrus centrarchus (flier cichlid)
Lineage: Eukaryota; Metazoa; Chordata; Actinopteri; Cichliformes; Cichlidae
Gene: zbtb26
Product: zinc finger and BTB domain containing 26
Exons: 2
Coding region: 260-1585 (441 amino acids)
Biological process (GO): regulation of transcription by RNA polymerase II
Molecular function (GO): RNA polymerase II cis-regulatory region sequence-specific DNA binding; DNA-binding transcription factor activity, RNA polymerase II-specific; protein binding
Source: RefSeq, a predicted model, not a curated record
AAAAUACAGAGGAAAAUAUGGCGCAUUAAUGAUGAGCCAGAGAUGCUUUUACUGAACAGUAUUUUCGGCCCAUAUAAAUGUGGAAGGUGUUUUCAGAGAAUCAGAGAUGUGUGCACUGGGCCUUUAAAGCUGUUUUGCAUCCGGAGCAGCUCCUUCAUGUCCCUCAGACAGGCCAGCGUCUCAUCUGCUGCAUCACAAACCAGUUUGUUUACAAGGGUUUAACAGGUUUACUACUGCUGCUGUGGUCUCCUGGUUCACUAUGGCCCAGAACCAAGUGAUUCUGCAGUUCCGCUUCGCCACGUUUGGAGACUCCAUGCUGCAGAAGAUGAACCUUCUGCGGCACCAGAGGCGCUUCUGUGACGUCACUGUGCGCAUCAACCAGAUGGAGGUCCCCGGUCACAAAGUGGUGUUUGCUGCUGGCUCCUCUUUCUUGAGGGACCAGUUCAUACUUCAGCAGGACUCCAGAGAGGUCCAGAUCUCCAUGAUCCAGGAGGCAGAAGUGGGCCGGCAGCUGCUGCUGUCGUGCUACACUGGCCAACUGGAGUUUCCUGAGCUGGAGCUGGUGCAUUACUUGACAGUGGCCAGCUUCCUCCAGAUGGGCCACAUUGUGGAGCAGUGCACUCAGGCCCUCAGCAAAUUCAUCAAACCACAGGCUCCACGCCAGCUUGAGGUGGAUGUAAACAUGAGGAGGGAGAAGAGGGAGGAGAGUUUAUCCUCCCAGGCAAGGAUGGAGCAAGAUCGCUCUCAGGUGCGGAGUGUCCAUCAGGAGGAGGAGGAGGAGGAAGAAGAGGAGGAGGAAGAGGUGGUGGAGCAGGUGGAGCGUGACAAUAAUGGUGACGAUGACAGCGAAGAUGAUGAUGUGAUUAUACAGCCUAAAAGCCCUGUACAGAUUUUGACCAGGCGUCCUAGGCAGGGUGUAGUGGAGAGUGACAUCACUAUAGUAAAGGUGGAGUCUGUGUCUGAUGUUGCAGAAAACUCCAUCACCUGUCACUUCUCCACCAGCCCUCCUGCAGCCCUCCACUCCCCUGAGCCCCAGCACUCGCUCAUUAAUUCAACCGUUGACAGCCGUAGCAGUGAGAUGGCGGUUCCGCCUGGCGUGGCGGGAUACCCGCUUAGCCCUCCUCCUUCAUCUCCACCAGCAGAGAAACACAGCGGACACCAGAGGAACUACGACAAGCCUCUCCAGUGGUACCAUCAGUGUCCCAAGUGCGCCCGGGUCUUCCGCCAACUCGAGAACUAUGCCAACCACCUCAAGAUGCAUAAGCUCUUCAUGUGCCUCCUGUGUGGCAAGACCUUCACGCAGAAGGGCAACCUGCACCGACACAUGCGUGUUCACGCCGGCAUUAAGCCCUUCCAGUGUAAAAUCUGUGGCAAGACCUUCACCCAAAAAUGCUCGUUGUUGGAUCACCUAAACCUGCACAGUGGGGAUAAGCCACACCGCUGUAACUACUGUGACAUGGUGUUUGCUCACAAGCCAGUUCUCCGCAAGCACCUAAAACAGAUCCACGGGAAGAACAGCUUUGACAAUGCAAAUGAAGGCAGCCUACACGACGGGGGUAUUGAUUUUGAAUUUGGACGAAUAUGAGAUUUUUUUUUUUUUUUUUUUUUUAGUUUACUCUCUCUGCUGUGUGUGAGAACACAGUAACAAAGGUGGCCAUUUAAGUGCAGAUGUUGGCUGGUUUUACCAUGAUGGAUUACCUGAAAGACACAAAAUGAAUAACAUUUUUCUGAUCGGCAUAUCACUGUAGCUUCAUUACUUCAGACUAUUUCUCGGGGGGGGGUUGUACAAUACAGUGUAGAUGCCUUCAUAUCAUACUUGAAAAUUAAACACUGAAAUACAACAUAAUGUUUGAACAUCAUUAGUUUAUUUGAAGCAUUGCCAUGUCUUUGUGUCAACCGUGUCCUUUAAAAAAAAUUACAAAAGGAACAGUAUUCAUUUUUAUAUUGUGUAUACAAUCUGCUGUAUCAUUCCUUUCUUAACUAUGUGACUAUGGCAACAUGGACUUAAGAGAAACUUGAAAGAGUGGCAAUGCAACAGUAUUUUACAUAAGGCAAGCUAUGUCAUUUUGUCUUGGUGACCCAUGGAAUGCCAAAGUGUGUAUUAGCCUAAAAGGGUCUUCUUUUUUUAUAGACUUUAUAUCUGAGGUACUAUUGGACCAAAGUGACAUUGUAUCUGUCCUGUGUUCAUGGAAGUCAA